This is a messenger RNA of Gadus chalcogrammus (walleye pollock), 2704 nucleotides long. RefSeq names its product equilibrative nucleoside transporter 1-like. Gene Ontology annotation, biological process: uridine transmembrane transport; nucleoside transmembrane transport. The transcript has 13 exons. NCBI's taxonomy places the organism in Eukaryota, Metazoa, Chordata, Actinopteri, Gadiformes, Gadidae. The coding region runs from base 337 to 1662 and encodes 441 amino acids. The record is from RefSeq and is a predicted model, not a curated record. Gene Ontology annotation, molecular function: nucleoside transmembrane transporter activity. Gene Ontology annotation, cellular component: plasma membrane.
AGGCAUACAAUACAGAAUGCAUUUGUAGGUGUAUAACAACGUGUGUUCUUACAGGGUAUUCAUUGUGUCCAAUCUCCAACGUUGUAAGAAUAUUAUUUCAGAAAUGUGAGGAAAAAGGCUAUCCAGAUAUCAAGAUAAAAUUAAUGCGGAUUAUGUUCAUGCAUCCCCCUUGUACCAUGGCCUCAACGAGGGGGCGAUGCUUGUUCCCUCCCCCUACUCUAGGGACGCUAAAGUGAUCCUUUCCCCCUCACACACUCACAUGUGUUCGGGGACCGAAACACACGCCAUCUCUCACUGAAGCUCAAGAACUAUUCCCAAACCUGUGAACCAGGAAUCAUGACGGCCAUCACAGCCCCGAGCGACAGAUACAAUGCUGUGUGGAUCAUCUUCUUCAUCCUGGGCCUGGGAACCCUUUUGCCAUGGAAUUUCUUCAUGACCGCUACCAUGUACUUCACCAGCAGGCUAAAGGACCAUGACCUGUCCCUCAACCACACCGCCAACAUGACCGACGCAGCCUCAUCGGACACUCGCAAUAUCCUGGAGUCAAAGUUCAACAACGUGAUGACGCUGUGCGCCAUGGUGCCGCUGCUGAUCUUCACCUGCCUCAACUCCUUCAUCCACCAGAGGAUCUCCCAGAAGCUGCGUAUUUGCGGGUGUCUGGCGGUCAUCUUGGGUGUGUUCCUGCUGACGGCCAUCUUGGUCAAGGUGGAAGUGGAUCCCCUGGCCUUCUUCACCAUCACCAUGAUCAAGAUCGUCAUCAUCAACUCGUUCGGCGCGGUGCUCCAGGGGAGUCUGUUCGGCCUGGCGGGGCGUCUGCCCGCCUCCUACACCACCCCCAUCAUGAGCGGCCAAGGCCUGGCCGGAACCUUCGCCGCCUUCUCCAUGAUCUGCGCCUUGGCCAGUGGCUCCGCCCUGCAGGACAGCGCCGUGGGCUACUUCAUCACGGCCUGCGUGGUCAUCUUCCUGGCCAUCCUAGCCUACAUCGCCCUGCCCAAGAUGGAGUUCUUCCAGUACUACAUGGAGAGUAAUGGAUCCAGUCUCACGGGGGAGGAGGAGAACAGGAUGGAUCUGCUUAAGAAAGACGGCUCUGGGGAGAAGGGCACUGCAGCGGCGGGAGGCAGGCAGAGCCCGUCGGUGUUGGGCAUCUUUAAACAGAUCUGGGUGAUGGCAUUGUCUGUGUGCUUCAUCUUCACCAUCACCAUCGGAACGUUCCCCGCCGUGACGGUGGAGGUGAAGUCCUCCGUGGCCGCGGGCAGUGCCUGGGACACCUACUUCAUCCCCGUGUCCUGCUUUCUGCUCUUCAACCUGAUGGACUGGGCCGGCCGCAGUCUCACUGCCGUCUGUAUGUGGCCGGGGAAGGACAGCCUGUGGCUGCCGGUGCUGGUGGGUCUGCGGGUGGUCUUCGUACCGCUGUUCAUGCUGUGUAACGUGCAGCCGCGAAGCUACCUGCCCGUGCUGUUUGGGCACGACGCCUGGUACAUCCUCUUCAUCGUCCUCUUCUCCUUCUCCAACGGCUACCUGGCCAGCCUCUGCAUGUGCUUCGGACCCAAGAAGGUGGCGCAACAUGAAGCUGAGACGGCCGGCGCGGUCAUGGCCUUCUUCCUGUCCCUGGGUCUGGCCAUGGGGGCCGCCCUGUCCUUUGGCUUCCGAGCCAUGAUCUAAUAACCCCCCCACCCGCCUCCUCCCCCACGGUAUGGACACCCUACUGUCCCCCCUCUCCCCCCUCCUGUUUGUUGAACGUUCUCACAGAGCUGUCUUCCCCCACUCCCCCCGGCCGAGGGCUGGAGGGAGUGGGUCACAAAUACUAGACCGACUGAAUCACCAAAACCUUUCUCCUAUUGCUGUUGCUGAAUGUGCCAAACGGUUGUGGAGCGAGCCUAAUUUCUCUGAGCCCCGGGGUGGAAAGUCACGGAAAAGUGUUGAGUCAGCCCCGUCUGGUGACGUCAGAGAAGAAGAACAGCGGCCCUCUGUGUCCCCGUUGUGACAGAGUGUUUAAAGGGAUACUCUAGGGGCAAACGGCAGUAGCAUGUAGACAGAAGGAACUUCUCUGAUUCUAUUCAAUGGUACAUAUUGUCCGACGUAAAUAUGUGUCUGCUUUUUAUAUAGACUAUAGACAUACUUUUUUGUUGAUUCUUUCUCAGAAAUGUCCUGUUUCAAACAGCUAACGGCUUUAGGUUCUGCACAAAGUGAGAAUCUAACAGCGGACGUGUUUUGGCACUGGCAACCGAGUCGGGGGUCAGCGAUGUGAAAUUAGAGCUGUACCAAUAGGCAGGUUGAUCUCUACCAAAUAUAAGACGUUACCUGACAACCCACACAGCUAGGUGUGUCUAUACGUACUCGCCCAAUACUGCCCUCAGAUAACAGACGUGUGUGUGUGUACGUGGGUGUGUGUGUGUGUGUGUGAUAGUUACUGAUGGUAGUUGCAGAUUGUACAACUAGGGGGCAGCAGCGGUAAGGUCCUCAUCCCCUAAAGAUACAUGCUAUUUCCAGUGUCCUACAAUUAAUGCUGUGACGUUGUUACUGUUAUUGGUGACCUCAAUAUUUCCAUGGGGAUGGGAAAUUCUUUGGAACGUGACCCAGUCAUUUCCAUAAGGAGACCUGGGCGAUGUGCUCGUAUCGGGACUGUAUGUGUGUGAAGAUCUCUCCUUUCUCACUGCGAUUACUUGUUUUGGAGUCGUUUGUUAAUUUACUUUUUAUCCUCCCA